Messenger RNA from Coregonus sp. 'balchen', 1462 nucleotides. The record is from the annotation of a GenBank genome assembly. NCBI's taxonomy places the organism in Eukaryota, Metazoa, Chordata, Actinopteri, Salmoniformes, Salmonidae.
AUGGAGCGUUCAGGAACACAAUGCGCACGUGAGGUCUUUUUUUCAAAUUGACUAUGCCUGCCGGCAAGCUAACAUGUUUUGUGUCACAGGUAAUUUGUCAGGGCUGAUUUCCAAUAUACGGUUUGCUUGGAUCGUUGCGCGUAGGCUAACCCUAAAGUUCUAAUAAUAAUAUAAUAUAAUAUGCCAUUUAGCAGACGCUUUUAUCCAAAGCGACUUACAGUCAUGCGUGCAUACAUUUUUGUGUAUGGGUGGUCCCGGGGAUCGAACCCACUACCUUGGCGUUACAAGCGCCGUGCUCUACCAGCUGAGCUAUACUGUUCUCUAACAGUUCUAUAUUCAAGUAGGAUUUCAUAAUAUUUUAUUAUGGAAGAAGAGAGUGUGAACGAGUCAUUUCCAGAUUUGAAAGAGCUGGAAAAUAAAAUUGGGAUGAAUACUCCGGAGAGCCUGUUGAGGUUGAUGCAGGGGGAUGCUUCGCUCUGCGCUGAGUGGAGUUCCGACAGUCCGGAGGGGAGAGACAACAGCACCAGCGACAGUCUGACGGACAAGAUCAGAAACUUGAAACUGGAGAUGGUAAGGAUUCCUUUGCAGAAAUGCAAUUUUUAAUGGUUCUGUAUGAUUUGAUUAUAUAAACUGUGUGUGUGUCCAUUCUUUUCUCCUGUUCAGUUUUUCUAUGAGUAGGUUUAUUUUUCAAAGCUAUACAAAUGCUGUAUAGAACUCUCCCACCAGACCAUGUUUGGCUUGCAUUAGUGAUAGCCACAACAAUUUUAUUGACAGUCAUUGACAGUUCUGUCACCACCACACCAUCCCCCUCACCCAGCUGAGGUCCUUCAUUCCAUUCAAAUCAUUUGACACGUUUUAAGUCUAAAUUCCUCAGCUCACUACUGUCCUCUCACAUUCCCUCCCCACCCUCCUCCCACAGGGCUGUCUGCGUGCUGCAGAUGUGCGGGUCCUGCGCCAGCUGGUGGCGGUGCAUGAGGCCAUGGAGGCUGUGCGCUGGCUGCUGGAGGAGCGUGGCACCCUGGCAAGCAGGGGCAGCAGCCUGACAAGCAGCCAGUGUAGCCUGGCCGAGGGGCCUGGCAUGUCCCCCUGCAGAGAGGGCCUGAGUCUGGCCCUAACUAGCCGGAAGAGUCCACUACAUGACGCCAAUGAAGAGCCAGAAGAGGAAGAGCUGCCAGUACCAGAUAGCAUCUCCGGGCACAGCUACUUCGAUAUGCUCACCAACACCGUUUCUUCUAAUGAUACAGACACAGGGUUGACACUAGAGGGCAGGAUUGUUAGCCAUCCUGAGGGGACAGGAGAAACUGGGACAAAUCACUGUGGUCUCCCAGAGGAGAGACAAGUGGCCUCUGACGGUGACAUCCUGGGGGUGGAGGAACAGACCAUUCCCAGUUGUGAGGUUCUGUUGGGGUAUGAUGCUCAGUGGUGCUGGGUGGAGUCUCAAGACGAUGUGACAUUUCUCUGA